AUGUCAGUUUUUGUGCCCGGAAUCCGAAGGAUAGCCCUUCAGGCGCCCUCCAAGUUCUUCGUCUGCAACCAGUGUCUACGGUCAGCGCCGCCACGGCGUCUUCGCCCCCAAUUUCAACGACUGUCUUGGCGCGGAUAUGCCGACUCUACAGCGACGCCGCUGGCUGGUGUGGGAAACCAAGUUGGUUCGACAAGAGCAGCUUCCGAAGCACAGGGAGCUUCCAAAAGAGCAUUUCCGCAGACUUCGUCCAAGGGCGUGGCCUACUGGCUCCUGGGAAGCGCGGCCAGCGUCUUUGGCAUCGUCGUCUUUGGUGGUCUCACGAGGUUGACGGAAUCUGGAUUGAGCAUAACCGAAUGGAGGCCCGUGACGGGAUCCAAACCUCCCUUGACAACGGCCGAUUGGGAAUCCGAGUUCGAAAAGUAUCGUGCCUCGCCCGAGUUCAAGCUCCUCAACCCGCACAUGACGCUCGACGAGUUCAAGAAGAUUUACUUCAUGGAAUGGACCCAUCGCCUUUGGGGCCGUCUCAUCGGCCUCUCUUUUGUCCUGCCCACGAUCUACUUCGUCGCCCGUCGCCGAGUGUCGGGCAAGAUGGCCGUGAACUUGGUCGGAAUCUCCGCCCUCAUCGGCUUCCAGGGAUUCAUCGGAUGGUGGAUGGUCAAGUCCGGCCUCAAGGACGACCUGUUUGCUCCGGGCUCGCAUCCCCGCGUGUCGCAGUACCGGCUGACGGCUCAUCUCGGCACCGCCUUCGUGUGCUACUCCUGGAUGCUCCUCUCGGCCCUGUCGAUCCUGCGAAGCCAUCGGAUGCUCGCCAACCCCAAAGCCGCCCUCGACACCGUCCAGGCCCUGAAGAACCCUGCGCUCGCGACCUUCCGUCGGUCCGUCUUUGGUCUCGCCGGCCUCGUUUUCCUCACCGCCAUGUCUGGUGGACUCGUCGCCGGCCUCGACGCCGGUCUCAUCUACAAUGAGUUUCCCAACAUGGGCCUCGGCCUGACGCCGCCCAAGUCGGAGCUCUGGAACGAGUUCUACUCCCGCAAGGACGACCGAUCCGAUCUGUGGUGGCGUAACAUGCUCGAGAACCCGAGCACGGUACAGAUGGACCACCGCAUCCUCGCCGUCACCACCUUCUGCGCCAUCCUCGCCCUCUUUGCCUAUUCGCGCACCGGCCGAGUCGGCGCCGCGUUGCCGAGAGGCGCCAAGAAGGGUGCCACAGGCCUCGUCCACCUCGUCAGCUUGCAGGCCGCCCUCGGCAUCUCCACGCUCAUCUACAUGGUUCCCAUCCCGCUCGCUGCCGCUCAUCAGGCUGGCAGUCUCGCCGUUCUCACCGGUGCCCUCGUCCUCGCCCAUCGGAUGCACGUGCCCAGGCAGGCGAUCCGAACACUCGAACAACGGUUGAGCAAUUGUCGAAAGUAG
This is a messenger RNA of Drechmeria coniospora, 1410 nucleotides long. Its product is annotated as cytochrome c oxidase assembly protein. Gene Ontology annotation, cellular component: mitochondrial inner membrane. Gene Ontology annotation, molecular function: oxidoreductase activity, acting on NAD(P)H, heme protein as acceptor. Gene Ontology annotation, biological process: heme A biosynthetic process. Bases 1 to 1410 code for a protein of 469 amino acids. Lineage: Eukaryota; Fungi; Ascomycota; Sordariomycetes; Hypocreales; Ophiocordycipitaceae. The record is from RefSeq and is a predicted model, not a curated record. The transcript has 2 exons.